AUGGCCUCCUCCUCCUCCUCCUCCUUCAGCUCGGCAAUUAUGAUUCUCCUCUUCACGACAGCUUUAGCCACUGUCGGUUCAGCUAACUACAUUUUGGACUCCGGGAAGUUCCUAAAUCCAGGCGAAAGCCUUCAAAACAAUGUCUUCGCAUUGGUCAUGCAGAAUGAUUGUAACCUCGUCCUCCUCUACCCUGAAUCCAAAUCUAUAAUAUGGGAGUCAGGGACCGCGGCCGAAGGCUCCGACUGCACUCUCCAGAUGCAAUAUGAUGGAAACCUCGUCAUCUACCGUGACUUUAACGCAGCAGCUAUUUGGGCUACCAACACCAAGCAAGCAAAUAAAGAUAUUUAUCAUCUCGUCCUCCAAAGCGAUCGCAACCUCGUCAUCUAUGAUAAUAACGGAAAGGCUCUUUGGGACACAGACACUAGCCUUGGCAAAUGA
Molecule: messenger RNA, 438 nt
Organism: Dendrobium catenatum
Lineage: Eukaryota; Viridiplantae; Streptophyta; Magnoliopsida; Asparagales; Orchidaceae
Product: mannose-specific lectin-like
Exons: 1
Coding region: 1-438 (145 amino acids)
Source: RefSeq, a predicted model, not a curated record